Messenger RNA from Dermatophagoides pteronyssinus (European house dust mite), 1781 nucleotides. Its product is annotated as lysosomal acid glucosylceramidase-like. The record is from RefSeq and is a predicted model, not a curated record. Lineage: Eukaryota; Metazoa; Arthropoda; Arachnida; Sarcoptiformes; Pyroglyphidae. Gene Ontology annotation, biological process: glucosylceramide catabolic process. Gene Ontology annotation, molecular function: glucosylceramidase activity.
AAUUGAUAUUUUUGUUUUGUUUAUUUUGCUGUUUUUUUUAAAUAUUCAUCCUUAUUUGAAUGAUUAUAUCAAUAAAACGAUAAAAAAAUGUCUGAAAAGAUGAAAUAUUUUUCAAUUUUCAUUUUAUUGUUUAUAAUUUCAUUGGUGAAGAUAACUUAUGCCAACACUGAAUGUCAACGUAAAAAAUUUGAUCAAGAUUCGUUUGUUUGUGUAUGUAAUGAAAAAACAUGCGAUACUUUUGAUAAAUUGAAAAAAACAUCACAAGGAAUUGUUCAGGUGUAUGAAUCAAGCCGUAAUGAUUUUCGAUUUCGACCAAGUCAAAUUAAUUUUACCAAAAGUGGUAUGAUUUUGUCCAAUGAUGAUCAUAUUCAGAUCAAUGUGGAUAGAACUAAAAAAUAUCAAAAAAUUAUUGGUUUUGGUGGUGCAUUUACCGAUGCUGCUGGUUUAAAUAUUGCUUCACUUUCGAAAAAACUUCAAUCACAAUUGAUUGAAGAUUAUUUUGGAUCAAAUGGAAUUGAAUAUACACUUGGUCGUAUACCGAUUGGUGGAUCGGAUUUUUCUUCUCGUCCAUAUACUUAUGAUGAUUUUAAUGAUGAUGAUAGUUUGUCAAAGUUUAGCUUACAAAUGGAAGACUAUCAAUUCAAGAUUCCUUAUUUGAAAAUGGCACAGAAAAUUAGUCCAAAUAAAUUACAUUAUUAUGCAAGUCCAUGGAGUUCUCCACGUUGGAUGAAAACAAAUAAUGAUAUUAGACAUGGUGGCCUACUUAAAGGUCAUCCUGGUGAAAAAUAUUAUAAACUUUUUGCUAAAUAUAUUGUUCGAUUUCUUCAAGAAUAUGAUAAGCAAAACAUUUCAUUAUGGGGAAUUACCAUUGAAAAUGAACCAGGUGCAGGUUUUGAUCCUAAUUAUAAAUGGAAUUGUUUGGGAUUCAAUUCAACAUUGGAACGUGAUUUUCUUAAGCUUGAUCUUGGACCAGAACUACAUCAAAAUGGCUAUACUAAAAAUAAAUUAGCUGUUAUGAUUUAUGACGAUCAAAUGCCACAAAUGAAAACAUUCACGGAAACAGUAAUGGCCGAUGCAGAAACAGCUAAAUAUGUAUCGGGUGUUGCUUUUCAUUGGUACAACAAUGAUAAAGCUGACCGAAAUGAUUUAGAUAAAUUGAAUGCUAAAUUUCCGAAUAUUUUCCUUCUGGCAACGGAAGCAUGUGAAGAAUGGAAAAAUAGUCCAAAAAAAGUACAUCUUGGAAGUUGGCAUCUGAUGAAUCGCUAUGCUAAUGAUAUUAUAAAAGAUUUAAAUCAUUAUUCAACCGGAUGGACAGAUUGGAACCUGGCAUUAGAUUUGAAUGGUGGUCCAAAUUGGGUUGGAAAUAUGGUUGAUGCACCGAUAAUAAUCAAUGCAACGGCAAAUGAAUAUUAUAAACAGCCAUCAUUCUAUGCAAUGGGACAUUUUAGUAAAUUUUUACCACCAAAUUCAACAAGAAUUCAUUGGGAAAUUGAAUCAAAUCUUUUAAACAAAAUCGAUGUGACAACAUUUUCAAGGCCCGAUGGAUCUUUAGUAAUGAUAUUAUUAAAUCAAAAUCCGAAAACAAUUCCUAUUCAAGUGUAUGAUCGAGAACGAGGACAUUUUCAAUUUGUCAUGGCAUCGGAAUCGAUUGCAACUUUUCUUUGGUACUAAGAUAAAGCAAAAUUGAUUGUUUUUUGAAAAAAAAAUAUUUGACUAUUUGAAUCGAUUGCUAUGCAAAUUAAAUUAAUAAAUAAUGAAAUAAAUAUCAUUUUCAUUUUCCA